This is a messenger RNA of Cetraspora pellucida, 546 nucleotides long. The record is from the annotation of a GenBank genome assembly. NCBI's taxonomy places the organism in Eukaryota, Fungi, Glomeromycota, Glomeromycetes, Diversisporales, Gigasporaceae.
AUGGCAAACCUUGCUUCAUCUCUAGGAAAUGACAAUUUUCAUUUUAAUCUUGAUAUCAAUGUGAAAGAGCCUAUUUUAGGAUCAUCACUUACGGGAAAAAUAGCAGGAAUUUUACCUAUCAAUUAUUCAUAUAUAAUUAAUGAGUUUUUUACAAAAAAUGAUAACAGCAAUGAAGAGUUAAGUGCUAAUGCCAAUAAAGAGUCAAAUGCUAAUGGCGAUGAAGAAUCAGACCGUAUUGAAUCUCUGGCUAGUUUCUUUCAUGAGAUGGAAAGGGAUGUCAAGCAAAAUACGCAAUUACUUUUAGCUUUCGAAAAGUUUCAAAAGGGAUAUCAUAAUGCAAAAAAUCUCUCAGAAAAUAAGCUGGUUUCAUUUGUUUAUCAGCAUGCAAGUAGUUCUGCAACGAUUCGAAGUGGCAAAAAGAUACCUGUUCAAGUAACAUCGGUACAAAGAAGAAAAGAAACUACAAGACAGGCUUUGGGAAGACAACUAUUAGGUAAAGAGAAUGAAGAUUUGCACGAAAUGCUGCCGAGAAAAAAAGAAAAGUAA